Messenger RNA from Toxorhynchites rutilus septentrionalis, 4822 nucleotides. RefSeq names its product zinc finger protein 423 homolog (gene L). The record is from RefSeq and is a predicted model, not a curated record. The transcript has 8 exons. Gene Ontology annotation, cellular component: nucleus. Lineage: Eukaryota; Metazoa; Arthropoda; Insecta; Diptera; Culicidae. The coding region runs from base 521 to 4531 and encodes 1336 amino acids. Gene Ontology annotation, biological process: regulation of transcription by RNA polymerase II. Gene Ontology annotation, molecular function: DNA-binding transcription factor activity, RNA polymerase II-specific; zinc ion binding; RNA polymerase II transcription regulatory region sequence-specific DNA binding.
UGGCCAGCCACGACGGAACGGAUGGAUGGGUUUUGCGCCACCAACAUAAGAGUAUAGUCCACCGGCCUCAGGGUUAAAAGAUAAUCGGAGAGUGAGAGAACAAAACAAACAAACAGAAAAUAAGUAAAGGUUCAGCGUGGGAUGUGGAUGAGAGCGAAUAUAGUUUCCGUUCCAUAAAGUUCAGUGCUAUGUGUUACGUUUAUUUCUUGUGUAUAUAGUUGGGCGCUAGCGUCCCAAUAGAGCUCAGUCACCAGUGAUACGUUGGGUGCGAUGGUACACAUUGGGGCCAGCUGGAGAAAUUUGUGGAUGGUGUCUAGUGAAACUUGAUUCCGUCGACAAUAUAGUGAAAAUUCAUAGUGGGGGAAAAAGUUAUCAAGUGUUUAUCCAUUGCAAUACGUCAAUGUUGAACAAGAAUUGUCAUAGUGAAGCAAAUCUGAUAGUUAUGGUUGAAAAAAACUUGUUUAUUUUGGACGAAGAAUAGAAAAAUUGUUAUCACUGUGUGUGCAACAGGGCCGGUAUUAUGGCCAUGAGAAUGCUGUAUCGUGGUCCCAGUUCGCGAUUGGAAACCUUGAUUGAAAAAAUCCAGCAAACCAGCAAGGACUACUAUCCACUGAUGAUGAGUCAAGAGCUCUACUCCUCGCAUACAUCGUCGAGUUUCUCACCCUCGAUAUCGGAUGGCAUGACGACACCGAACUCGAUCACCAACGACGCCGAUGCACGAUUGCUCCUAGCGAACGGAGAUUCCUCUGCUGUUGUUGUCGGCACUGGGGCCGGUCCUACUGCGGGAGCAAAAUGCCGCUCCGAGAGACGCUAUCGGACCGACAAUAAUAAUAAAAUAAUUAAAAACAACAAUCACACUAAUAGCCACAGCAAGAAUAAUGAUGGCACUUAUCGUUGUCAGUUCUGUGAUAAAACCUUUCCACGUCUUGGCUAUUUGAAGAAGCACGAACAGAGCCAUACCGAACAUAUGCCGUUCAAGUGUGAAUACUGCGCUCGUUUAUUCAAACACAAGAGGUCAAGAGAUCGUCAUACCAAACUGCAUACGGGAGAUCGACGGUAUCGGUGCCCUCACUGCGAAGCAGCUUUUUCUAGAAGUGAUCACCUGAAAAUCCACAUGAAAACCCACGACAACCAGAAACCAUUUCAGUGCACUAUAUGCAACAGGGGUUACAAUACUGCGGCCGCCCUCACUAGUCACAUGCAAAAUCACAAGAAACAAAUUGCGCUGACUGGAAGUCCAAAUCUAACAUACAGUCCUCGUUCGACCAGUUCGCUUUCUAGCAGCGCUUCUAACCCGAAGCGAAAAUUUUCCCCCUACGAACAAAAUCUAAUGAUGAUAAACCGUUCAAAGCUGCUGAAAUCGGGCGAACUCACUUGCAUCUAUUGUACUCGAACGGAUUUCGCCAAUGUGGAACAACUGGGGGCUCAUGUACAAACAAUGCACAGCAACUUGCUACUCAACGAAAACAAUUUUCACCGUCAUGCAUCUCCCGACACUUUGCUAUCAUAUCCACCAAUUGCUUGUGAAUUUUGUACUAUGAAAUUCCCCACGAUUCCGAUGAUGUUCAACCAUCUAAAAUCCACUCACCUAGACAGAAUCAAUAGUCCGAACAGCUAUCUAGAGCAAUUCAACAAGAAUCUCAUGAAUACGUACACUUCAUUCUAUGGAGCACCCUUUUUCGAGGACAAACAAGAAUCCAGAGAACGAACGGAAGUGAAAAGUGAACGACCUGCCAGCGAAAAAAGCGUGCGGGAUGAAAACGGCAAUGAAGAAGCGUCCAUAGGUACGGAAACUAAAGUGAUAAAACAGGAAAAGGAUGAAAAUGAUAACUCACAGGAAGCGCAGGAACAACUCGCCCCCACCGAUCUCAGCCAACCUCGGAUGAAAAAAAUGAAGGUAGAGAGCGAGACCCAACCGAAUUCUGGCAGCAACCCGAGAGAAGUGGGAAAAGAUAAUUCACCUGGUGCAUCGGGAUCGAUUCAGCCUACACCUCCCGGAGCCUACCUUUGCAAUCAAUGCAACGCAGCUCUACCAGAUUUCGAAUCAUUUCGAAAUCAUCUGAAAGCUCACCUCGAACAAGGCUCUACCACUACAUCGUAUGUGUGCCAACAGUGCGGAGUAACGCUUGCUGAUCAGCAGGAAUACGAGAAACAUGUCACCAAUCACUAUCUUGUAACCGGCGCGGAAUAUCUGUGUGAUCCUACGUGUAACAAAAAUUUUCCCAAAGCCGAAGAGUUACAUAAACAUCUGUACGAAGUCCAUACCCAGGUUUUAUACAAAUGCGCACUUUGCAAUGAAACUUUCGACAGUAAAGUCAACAUACAAGUUCACUUUGCAGUGACACACUCGAGUGAAGUGAAGCUAUACCGAUGUACAACCUGCGCGGAAGUAUUCCGGACGGAACGGGAAUUUAGGCACCACAUCCGAUCUCGUCAUAUCUCUUCAGGGGCCGUACAAUGUGUUUUCUGUCGUGUUGUGUGUUCUUCAGAACUGGAAAUGCAAUUCCACUUAGCAGCACAUGCAAGAAAGUUCAAGUGUCCAGCAUGCCCUGAAUCAUUCCACGUUGAGUUUCUUCUUGAUCGACACAUGCAAACUCAUCACAGUCAGAAAGAAAUAUCGAAUGCCGCAGCAGCUGCUGCGUCAAAUGUUGUAGGCAGUAACAGCUCUGCAAGCAGUCUUGAAUACCUGCAACUACAUGGUCAAAUGGCAGCCGCAGCUGCAGGGUGGCAAAAUUUAUAUGCCGCAAAUAAAUUCUACAACCCACUUCACGUAGACACUAUCAAUUCGAUGAAGCACCCUAACUUUCUGCACGGAUUUUAUGAAAGCUUGAAUAAAUCUCAUGCUCAACGUUAUCUCGACCAACCUAAGAAGGAAUUCGUUAAUCCAACGAAUACAGCACAAUCCAAAACAUUGAUGAAUCUUUACAAUCAACGACCGUCGGCUAUGAAUGGUCUGUAUUCACCAGACCGACUUGGAACCAACGCAUCAAGUGCUGGCCAAUCUGCUACUAAUAACAUUCCAUCAAGCACAUCCAACUCAUCUAGCAAAUCGCAACAAAUGUAUUCUCCCACAACGUUACUUCAUCGCUAUGGAAUUAAUCCAUCCGCGACUUCUACUCCGAAUAACGUUGUGGGACAACCCACUGCUGUAGAAAAAUCAUCCUUAGCCUGCGCAAAAAAUAACACUAGUAACUACUACAGCUGUGGAAUCUGUGAGAGAAAUGACUUUAGUACAGAAAAUGAAGUUCAAACACACCGCAAAAUUGUACAUAAUCUGAAGACAGGUGUGAGCUUGCGGUGUGCCUAUUGUAGCGGAGACUUCCGAUCGAGAAACGAGCUCGAGAACCACAUGAAGAUCGCCCACAAUACCGGCGGUAAACACAAGUGUUUAAUAUGUGAUGAGAUUUUCCCAUCGCCGGCGGUUUUGGCCGAACAUAAGCUCACCCAUUGUAAGGUAGGAGCAUCGGGACGAUGUUCUCACUGUCCAACUACGUUACCCGAUGUACACAGUUUCAAAAGCCACCUCACCCAACAUCAGCAGUCCUCCUCCGCAUCGGGGUCUACGACGAGCAAUAACUCAACGGCCGCUGGAUCCAGGAACAGUGCUACUUCCGGACAAGAACAAGAACGUUUCCCCAUUCAGUGUAUAUGCUGUCGACAAACAUUGAACUCCGAAUUCGAGAUAAGUCUACACGCAAAGUUCCAUACCAAAUCUAGUGAAAUAAACGAGAAGACCUGUGCAUUGUGCUUGGAGCCGUUGGCCGCUGAACAAGAGGCCAAAAUUUGUGAAACUUGCUUAAAACGACACAAUUUUCCCUCCAAACUGCUGUCGAUCAAUAAUUUCAUGAAGUCGUCGGCAUCAGCUGCAUUCCAACUCCAAGAGACGCCUACUCACCAACCACAUUCGUCCGCCCCUCGGUCACCCCAGAACCCAUCCAACUCUGCAAUCCAGUGUAACCUCUGCAAAAAAUAUCUCGUCAGCAAUCAGAAGCUUCAAGAGCAUCUCAUCGAUCAUACCUUUGCUGGCUGUGAGGAUCGUGGAUUCGUUUGCUAUCUUUGCUCUUCCGUAUUCACUUCCUCCACUGGUCUACAAACCCACAUAAUAGAGCAUGGUUCACAGGCCAAACCAUACGAAUGCAAUCACUGUGAUGAAGCCUUUUUCUUCCGAGCUGAACUAGAACAUCAUCUAGUUGAUCAUGAGCUAGGAAAAGUCCAUCUGGCGUCUGUACCCACUACAGAGGCAAGCUCAGUGGAAAUAAAAUCUGAAGUGGCGGAAGCUGCCUCGAAGGAAGAAGUCGGUCCAGCUGAGCAAAAUUCUUCUCCUUCGAAGGAGCAUGAAGAGCAAAAAGAAGAAACCGCAACCACUAGCAGCACAAGCAGUAGCAGCGGUGAAAGUGGUCCAGAUCAAGAAAAUGGUGAUGAAGAUGAUGAGUAUAUUGAGGUGGAACAUAAUAUUGAGGAAAGCGGAAAGGAACCAAAUGCUAACAUGCGACAGACGGGGAGUAAAUCACACGACGAGUGCAUAGAUUAACAAUCUACAAGAUUGUAUUGAACCUAGUAAGUCAAUAUAGGAAUACGCAUAACUAUCAACAUGGAACAUGAUAAGCCAAAUAAAUUUUUGUUCCGACACUAUUAUGUUACGUCGAGUAUUGUUGAGUUACUAAUUUUGUUCGUUCUGCCUAAAAUUUAAACGAUGAUAGUCAAGUGUUUGGUUUAUUUAAUUAGAAAUAUCGUUAAUUUCAUUUUAUAGUUAAAGUUGUACUAGAAUUAGAAGCUAUUGAAAGCACCAUUAGUAAGCAAAAAUAUCACCAAAUGAACCCAG